This is a messenger RNA of Chenopodium quinoa (quinoa), 2449 nucleotides long. RefSeq names its product ERAD-associated E3 ubiquitin-protein ligase component HRD3A-like. The record is from RefSeq and is a predicted model, not a curated record. Lineage: Eukaryota; Viridiplantae; Streptophyta; Magnoliopsida; Caryophyllales; Amaranthaceae. Gene Ontology annotation, molecular function: protein binding. The transcript is spliced from 6 exons. The coding region runs from base 107 to 2140 and encodes 677 amino acids.
ACAAUAUAGCAGUAUUGGUAACAUAACAGGAUGAACUCACACAUAACAACACUAAUCAAAAUCAAAGAAUUGAAAAACAAAUUCAACCACCUAUCGACGGCAAAAAAUGCGGCAACUAUUCAGGCACCUGAUCUUCAUUGUGAUUUUCUCUCUCCUCCCUCUGAGUUACCUUUGCCGGCCUUACGUCCUCGUUCUCACUCAAGAUGAUCUCAAAGAAUCCGUCAACAAUCCAACCGAAGAACACCCCAAUCUUGACUCUGAUCCCGACUCAUCCGACUGGGACGAGUUUGGUGGAAUUGAACCAAAAUCCGAAGACGAACUCGACUCUGGGUCAUGGCGGUUUAUUCUUGAACACGACGAAGCGGGGAGACAUCAAGAUGUAUCAUUGUAUUACUCAGGGGUUUCGAAGAUGGUGGGUGCUGCAAGUUCGGGUGAAUUGAGAUUGAUGGAGGAAGCUUCAUCGGAAAUUGAGGCUGCUGCUAAGAGUGGUGAUCCUCAUGCUAGGUCUGUUCUUGGGUUUUUGUAUCAUAUGGGUAUUGGUAGAGAGAGGAAUAAAGCUAAGGCGUUUUUGUACCAUUAUUUUGCUGCUAAUGGGGGUAAUUUGCAGUCUAAGAUGGCUCUUGCUAAUUUCUAUGCUCGCCAAGAUAUGUAUGACAAAGCAGCUAAACUAUAUGGUGAAUUAGCUGAAGUGGCGGUGAAUAGUUUUUUGAUAUCUAAGGAUUCGCCUGUUGUUGAGUCAAUAAGGAUUCAUGUUGGAGCCGAGGAAAACAAGGAAGCCUUAAGGAAGUCGCGAGGGGAAGAUGAUGAAGAUUUUCAGAUAUUGGAAUACCAGGCACAAAAGGGCAAUGCUGCGGCAAUGUACAAGAUUGGCAUAUUCUAUUAUUUUGGACUCAGGGGAUUGCGUCGUGAUAUUCCCAAGGCAUUAUCCUGGUUCUUGAAAGCAGCCGAGAAAGGAGAACCCAAGUCCAUGGAGCUUCUCGGGGAGAUAUAUGUAAGGGGAAGUGGGGUGGACAGGAAUUAUACAAAAGCUCUGGAAUGGCUUACUCUUGCAGCUAAACAACAGCUUUACUCAGCUUAUAAUGGCAUUGGAUAUUUGUAUGUCAAAGGUUAUGGGGUGGAGAAGAAGAAUUAUACAAAGGCAAAGGAGUUAUUUGAAAAAGCGGCUUAUAAUGAUGACUCUGGUGGCUUCUAUAAUCUCGGGGUAUUGUAUCUCAAAGGGAUGGGGGUAAAGAAAGAUGUGAAGCUGGCUUGCAAAUAUUUUAUAAUGGCUUCAAAUGCUGGUCAACCGAAGGCUUUUUAUCAGUUAGCAAAGAUGUUUCAUACUGGUGUGGGUCUGAAGAGGAAUCUUCAAAUGGCCACUGCAUUGUUCAAGGUAGUUGCUGAACGGGGACCAUGGAAUUCCUUAUCUAGGUGGGCAUUAGAGGCAUACUUGAAAGGUGAUGUAGGUAAAGCAUUACUCUUGUACUCCAGGAUGGCAGAACUGGGUUAUGAGGUAGCACAAAGUAAUGCUGCAUGGAUUCUUGAUAAAUUUGGGGAACGUAGCAUGUGUAUUGGAGCUUCUGGGCUAUGCAUAGAUGCUGAAAGGCAUCAACGUGCACACUCUUUAUGGUGGCAGGCUUCUGAGCAGGGUAAUGAACAUGCAGCGUUGUUGAUAGGAGAUGCAUACUAUUAUGGUAGGGGUACGGACAGAGAUUAUGAACGUGCUGCUGAGGCAUAUAUGCAUGCAAAAUCUCAGUCUAAUCCACAGGCAAUAUUUAAUCUUGGGUACAUGCAUGAGCAUGGUCAAGGACUUCCUUAUGAUCUUCAUCUUGCAAAACGCUACUAUGAUCAAGCUCUGGAGAUUGAUUCUGCAGCAAAAUUACCUGUCACCCUUGCACUUACAAGCCUAUGGGUUCGGAAAAAUUACGCCAACAGUUUUCUGGUGCACACAAUUGAUUCUCUGCCAGAAGCCUAUCCAAAACUUGAAGCAUGGGUUGAAAACAUCAUCAUGGAGGAAGGAAAUGCAACAAUACUUACUCUUUUUGCUUGCCUGCUGGCGGUUCUUUACCUUCGUGAGUGGCAACGUAGACAUGCUGUUGUUCCACAGGCUGAUGAUGCUGCACAACAGCUGAACGAUCAGCUCAUCCAAGCACCACAUUGACCUGCCAUGUAUGUGUAGUUUAGGGCCCAAAGGAUUGUAUGUCAUGAGCUAAUUCCUUUCCCUUUGUUGAAGCUGUUGUACAUCUGUAACUCUACAGCAGCCUUGUUUUGGAGAGCAAUUGUUAGCCUCUUAUGUUAGCUGAUUUGAUCUUUGGUAUUUUUCUGCUGUUAAUCGGUAAAGAAGUGUAUCGAAUUUUAUUAACCAAAAAAUACACUAUUCUCCCAUUACAUGUGAUAGUUUUUAUGACAAUACUAAAGUGGCUAAUGCGAAAAAGUAGCUAUCAGCAUUGCCGCAUAGUAAAAUUUCAAA